UUCUGACACUUUGUCGCCCGGAAUAAUUGUACAUUUUUCGAAAGUCCUGUGCGUGAAUAUUUUCUCUUUCCAAUAUUUCUUGACAAAAGCAAGUGUAAAAUUAAUAGGAAAUAUUAAAAGUUGGCAGAAAAAGAGUGUCAAAAUUGUGAAAAAGAUUUCAAAUUAAAAAGAUGUCUCAAGAAAGAAUUGUAACGCCAGAUAUUCUACUUGAAUUUUUGGAAGCUGCCUUCCACCAAAUUCUCUACUUUCGAAAACUAUAUCCGCAUUCAAUUUUCACGAAGAAAAAACUGUACGGAAUCGGAAUUUACGUUUCUGAACAUCCGGAACUGAACGAAUAUAUUACAAAUGUAUUAAAUUGUUUAAAAGAAUUAUUGAAGGAUGACGAAUCGAGUGUGAAAUCAGUACAAAUGACUUUUUUCAAUAAACUAAAAACUCCGAUUGAAAAAUUCGUCUUUGAUAUAAUGGAUCUGAUAACUUCUAAUAAAGAAAGGGAUCCAUAUUAUAUAAAAACGGAAGAGGCUCUCAGAACAAUUUGUCUGAAAUUGUCGACAGUGGAAUCAUAUUUGAAACCUUUACCAAAGGAUUCGACCUUUAAAAUAACGUUUUUAACUUUUGAAUCUUCUCACAUUGGUUUGAGCGAAAAUCCCAAUUAUACAAAUUUUCCUUGGAUUGUGGAAGACGAACCGAUCGAUUUGAAAAAUAAGGAACUAUUGCCCAUAAAAACUGUCAAAACUGAAUGUCUAAGUAUGCAAAUGUAUGCGAUGGAGGACAAAAUAUCAAAAUUGGAAACCGAAGCAUCGACUAGCAAAUCGGAAGAGAAAAAAUAAAAUAAUUCGGAAAUUGAAGAGCACAAAAUAAAAGUUUGUAAAAACAGAAAGUUCGUGAUUGUAAAUAAAAGUAUAAUAAAAAA
Belonocnema kinseyi is the source of this 910-nucleotide messenger RNA. It is a transcript of the gene PolZ2, whose product is annotated as mitotic spindle assembly checkpoint protein MAD2B. Bases 171 to 827 code for a protein of 218 amino acids. NCBI's taxonomy places the organism in Eukaryota, Metazoa, Arthropoda, Insecta, Hymenoptera, Cynipidae. Gene Ontology annotation, cellular component: zeta DNA polymerase complex. The transcript has 4 exons. The record is from RefSeq and is a predicted model, not a curated record.